Molecule: messenger RNA, 1950 nt
Organism: Hyla sarda
Lineage: Eukaryota; Metazoa; Chordata; Amphibia; Anura; Hylidae
Gene: IMPDH2
Product: inosine monophosphate dehydrogenase 2
Exons: 15
Coding region: 129-1745 (538 amino acids)
Biological process (GO): GTP biosynthetic process
Cellular component (GO): cytoplasm
Molecular function (GO): IMP dehydrogenase activity
Source: RefSeq, a predicted model, not a curated record
GUCACCGGUGGGUGGCGCUCGGGAGCUCUUUAUAAAGUGUCAGCGCCGGACAGGUUGGCCUCUUGUCUGUGAAGGCGCAGGCCGGGUAUUAAGAGGAAGGAUCGGGACCGCGUGUUGUGCAGAGCAGCAUGGCGGACUACCUGAUCAGCGGGGGCACCUCCUAUGUCCCGGACGAUGGCCUCACUGCCCAGCAGCUCUUUGGGGCUGGCGAAGGACUCACAUAUAACGACUUUCUUAUUCUCCCUGGGUACAUAGACUUCACAGCAGAUCAAGUGGACCUCACAUCUGCCCUUACUAAGAAAAUAACCCUAAAAACUCCACUAGUUUCAUCCCCAAUGGAUACAGUAACAGAAGCAAAUCUGGCAAUUGCUAUGGCGCUGACUGGUGGCAUUGGUGUCAUGCAUCACAACUGCACGCCUGAAUUUCAAGCUAAUGAAGUUCGAAAAGUAAAAAAAUACGAGCAAGGAUUCAUUACAGAUCCUGUGGUACUGAGCCCCACACAUCGGGUACGAGACGUGUUUGAGGCCAAGUCUCGUCACGGUUUCUGUGGCAUUCCUAUCACAGACAAUGGGAAGAUGGGGGGUAAACUAGUGGGAAUUAUAUCAUCCAGGGAUAUUGACUUCCUUAAACCUGAGGAACAUGAAGUACCCCUAAGUGAGAUCAUGACCAAUCGAGAAGAUCUUGUUGUUGCUCCAGCUGGUGUUACACUGAAGGAAGCAAACGAAAUUCUUCAGAGAAGUAAAAAAGGCAAAUUACCCAUAGUAAAUGAGAACGAUGAGCUUGUGGCCAUUAUAGCACGGACAGACUUGAAAAAAAACAGAGACUACCCAUUGGCUUCUAAGGAUUCCAAGAAACAGCUGCUGUGUGGAGCUGCUAUAGGAACCCAUGAGGAUGACAAGUAUCGGCUGGAUCUUCUUGUGCAGGCUGGAGUGGAUGUUGUGGUCUUGGAUUCUUCCCAAGGAAACUCAUUAUUUCAGAUAAAUAUGAUCCAAUACAUAAAAGAGAAGUAUUCAGAUCUGCAGGUGAUUGCUGGAAAUGUGGUCACUGCCGCACAGGCUAAGAACUUGAUUGAUGCCGGAGCAGAUGCAUUGAGGGUGGGAAUGGGAAGUGGAUCGAUUUGCAUAACGCAAGAAGCUGCUCCAACGAUCCCUCCAGACCUAAAGUCUCACAGCCCCAAAUGCCCCUCUAGUGUGACAGGCACCUAUAUUUUGGCGUGUGGGAGGCCUCAGGCUACUGCCGUGUACAAAGUUUCUGAAUACGCAAGAAGGUUCGGGGUACCGGUCAUUGCAGACGGUGGAAUUCAGACAGUUGGACACAUUGCGAAGGCUCUGGCCCUUGGUGCCUCCACUGUGAUGAUGGGGUCAUUGUUGGCAGCAACUACUGAAGCACCGGGUGAAUAUUUCUUCUCAGAUGGCAUACGGCUGAAAAAAUACCGUGGUAUGGGCUCUUUAGAUGCUAUGGACAAGAACAUAAGCAGUCAGAAAAGAUAUUUCAGUGAGGCAGAUAAGAUUAAAGUAGCCCAGGGUGUGUCCGGUGCAGUACAGGACAAAGGAUCCAUUCACAAGUUUGUCCCCUAUUUGAUUGCUGGAAUCCAGCACUCCUGCCAGGAUAUAGGUGCAAAAAGCUUAACACAAGUCAGGGCAAUGAUGUAUUCUGGAGAGCUCAAGUUUGAGAAGAGAACAAUGUCUGCACAGGUGGAGGGAGGCGUCCACAGUCUUCACUCAUAUGAAAAAAGACUCUUUUAACCUUGGCAACCAUCAUUCUUCCACCAGCCACAACACGGAACAUAGCAUUUGCCUGCAUUGCAUGUCGUCUGGGUGGAGACCACACCAGCAGCUGCCUUGUCCUCACUGGCCAGUCUUCAUUACAAGGGAUGUUUGGUAUUUGGUAAAUACUGUUCAUUGUUCUCACUACUGCUGCUAGAGUUUUGCAAUAAAAAUCUAAAAUCUG